Cyprinodon variegatus (sheepshead minnow) is the source of this 3885-nucleotide messenger RNA. RefSeq names its product regulator of telomere elongation helicase 1 (gene rtel1). Gene Ontology annotation, biological process: negative regulation of t-circle formation; DNA recombination; negative regulation of DNA recombination. The coding region runs from base 133 to 3645 and encodes 1170 amino acids. The transcript is spliced from 33 exons. NCBI's taxonomy places the organism in Eukaryota, Metazoa, Chordata, Actinopteri, Cyprinodontiformes, Cyprinodontidae. Gene Ontology annotation, molecular function: DNA helicase activity; DNA polymerase binding; ATP binding. Gene Ontology annotation, cellular component: nucleus. The record is from RefSeq and is a predicted model, not a curated record.
AGAAAACUGAACAUGGCGCGAAGCUAAUGAAGUUUUUCCAGAAAAGGUUCUUUUAAAUUUUGUCUGUUUUCUGAACAGAACAGCCAUUAACGAGCCGGAAGUCAGUCAGUCUGAGAAAAAAGAGAGAGAGAGAUGCCGUUACUAAAGCUGAGAGAAGUAAGCAUCGAUUUCCCCUUCACUCCCUAUGAGUGUCAGAAGGAGUACAUGAGCAAAGUGCUUCAGUGUCUUCAGGAGAGAAAGAAUGGGGUUCUGGAGAGUCCUACAGGAACCGGUAAAACUCUGUGUCUGCUGUGUGCGACUCUGGCAUGGAGGGAGCGCUUCAGGGACACCAUCUCUGCUCGCAAGAUAGCAGAGAGGCUGAAAGGGAAGGAGUUGUUCCCGGACACACCACUGGCUUCCUGGGGGACGUCUGCUACUGACGGAGACAACCCAACCUACUAUAAUGACAUUCCUAAGAUCAUAUACGCCUCCAGGACACAUUCCCAGCUCGCACAGGUUAUCAACGAGUUAAAGAACACCUCCUACAGGCCCAAGGUGUGUGUGCUGGGCUCAAGAGAGCAGCUGUGUAUCAACCAGGAAGUGAUGCGUCAGGAGAGCAACCACAUCAAGGUCCACAUGUGCAGACAAAAAGUGUCGACCCGGUCGUGUGUGUUUUAUAACAAUGUUGAAGAGACGAGUACCGACAGGGACUUGGUUAACUCUAUCCUCGAUGUGGAGGAUUUGGUCAAAUAUGGCAGCAAACAAAGGGUCUGUCCGUACUACCUGAGCCGGUCUCUAAAGCAGCAAGCUGAUGUCAUCUUCAUGCCAUACAACUACCUGCUGGAUCCAAAGAGCCGCAGGGCGCACAAUAUCGAGCUGAAUGGAGCUGUGGUCAUUUUCGAUGAAGCUCACAAUGUGGAGAAGACGUGUGAAGAAUCAACAUCCUUUGACUUGACUCCGUAUGACGUUGCAUCUGCCAUUACGGCCGUAGACCGGCUCCUGACGGAGGAGGCUAACGAAGUCAGCCAAGGAGGCUCCAUCAAUGAAGAUUUCAACGUAGAGUCCCUGAGCUCAGGCUCAAAAUUAAACAUAACCACUAUUGCUAAAAUCAAACAAAUUCUGCUGGAUCUGGAAGCUGCCAUCGAUUCAUAUGACGUUCCAAGUGAAAAAGGCAUCACCAAACCUGGAAUCUUCAUCUAUGAGCUGCUGGAGAAAGCAUAUCUGACCGAACACACCAAGACAGACGUCCUCGAAGCUCUGGAGCAGAUCAUCGGACACUUUGCCGGAAAGCCAGGAAUAUUUCUCAGUACAGCGGGGCUACAGAAGCUGGUUGAUAUUAUUCAGUUGGUAUUCGUGGGAGAAAGCUCUGAUAAGGACAAACAAAAGCAGAGGGAGUUCAACACCGCCCAUUUCAAGGUUCACAUCCACCGUGAUAACAGCUUCCAGAAAAAAAAACAGACCUCUGAUUUGUGGUCUGCAUCGUCAUCAAAAAAACAAGGCAACAUCCUGAGUUACUGGUGCUUCUCCCCUGGAUUCAGCAUGCAGGAUCUAAAGAAACAAGGUGUUCGCUGCAUUAUUCUAACCAGCGGUACCCUCUCCCCUCUGACCUCCUUCACCUCAGAGAUGCAGAUAAAUUUUCCUGUGCUUCUUGAAAAUGGUCAUGUGAUCGACCGGGACCAGAUCUUUGUGAGUGUUGUUGACCGAGGCCCUGAUGGAGUUUUUCUGAGUUCAGCAUUUGAUCGAAGGUUUGACCCUGAUAACAUGGCAUCUUUAGGGAACACGGUGGCUAACCUCAGUCGUGUGGUUCCUCAUGGCCUCUUAGUGUUUUUUCCUUCCUUCCCUUUGAUGGAAAAAACUCUGGAGUUUUGGAGAGCUAACGGACACGCCAACCGCAUCGAGAACAUGAAGCCCAUGUUUGUUGAACCCAAAGGGAAGGGAACCUUUAAUGAGGUUAUUGAUGGCUAUUAUACCAAAGUGAAUGAUCCAGCAUCAAAAGGAGGAAGCUUCUUCGCUGUCUGUCGUGGGAAGGCCAGUGAAGGUUUGGAUUUUGCUGACACCUUUGGUCGCGGCGUCAUCAUCACCGGCCUGCCAUUUCCUCCCAAGUUUGACCCCAGAGUCAUCCUGAAGAUGCAGUUUUUGGACGAAAUGAGCCGGAAAAAAGCUCCAGGGUUAAAGUACUUGUCAGGGCAGCAGUGGUACAGGCAGCAGGCCUUCAGGGCGGUGAACCAGGCCAUCGGUAGAGUUAUUCGCCACAGGGAGGACUAUGGCGCCAUCUUUCUGUGUGAUCAAAGAUUUAAAAGCUCUGAGGCCAGAGCACAGCUUCCAUCGUGGGUCAAGCCUUACGUUCGCCAUUAUGACGGAUUUGGAAACAUUGUCCGUGAUGUGUCUCAGUUCUUCCGGGUUGCACAGAAAAUAAGGCCUGUUGUAGUGAAGGCGCCUGCACCAGAAACGUUUCCAACAGAAUCAUCUUCCAGCACUUCCAGUUUCUCCUCCUGCUCUUCCUCUGGAGGCCACCACGCUCAGAAGGCCAAGGCGCUGGAUGCACACCUCCCCAGCCUCAAGAGAAGAAAACUAGAUGACCACAGCAGGACCAAUGGACUUGCAAAGAUCUGCAUCGACUAUGAGGGAGAAGUGCAGGGGAGUCAGAGGAAACCGGCCAACCUGAUGGACGCUUUGGAGAGAGGUGACCGACACUGGGAACAGGACAGUGAGGCUGCUGGAGAGAAGGCAAGCCGCUUGUCCACACUGUCCCUUCAGUAUGAUAAGAGGAUGGAGGACGAGCUGCGGGGUGGGAAGCGUAAAAUAAAGUUGAUUCACGAGCAGAAAGUCAGCGUCUCUGAGGAUGUGCCAGAGGAGUGUAAAGCCGGCAAGGCCAAACAGUUCCUGGCAGACAUGAAGAAGACUCUGAGCAAGGUGAGCUUUGACCGCAUCGUUGAGGCUCUGCAAACUUACAAGAAGACGGACGACCUGGACAUCCUGCUGACUGAGACGGCUGUUUUAGCGGAGGACCCCAACACUCACAGCCUGCUGCGAGGCUUCUACCAGUUUGUUCGGCCGCAUCAUAAAAAAUCAUUUGAUGAGAAGUGCCAGGAGCUGACCGGACAGGGCUGCGGAUACAAACCAGAGCACUCGCUGUCGAAGGAUGAGAAGAAAGCGGCCAUCCUGCAGAGCGCUGAAGAGCGGCAGGCGGCCGGGCCUCUGAGCCUCUGUCAGCUCGACACGCAGCAGCUCAAUCAGGGAGGACGCCACCUGAGCCAGCAGGGAUUGAAAGCAGCUCCUGCAGGUUCUGAUCCAAAGAAUGAAGUCCACACAGCUUUCCUGGCCGAUGUGAAGAAAGCUCUGGGGGCUGAGAAGUCGGCUCAGCUCUUCCAGGCCAUCCGCAGCUACAAGAAGACGGACAACUACGAUGACUUGGUGGCGACGGUGGCCAGCCUGUUCACAGAGAGGGAGGAGAACUUCAACUUCCUCAUCAGGUUCAGCGUGUUUGUUCGGCCUCAUCAUAAGAAGAACUACAGAGAGAUGUUGGACGCUCUGAUGGGUCAGCCAAAUUCUGCCACCGAUAGUCCGACUCUCAGCGAGGAGCAGCAGAGGCCAGCUCUUCCGUCGUCUCCUCUCAAGACCCAAAGCAAGAUUUCCAGUUUUUUCUCCAGCAGCGAAAGAAAAUAGUCAGUCUGGUUCUAAAAAAAUGACUUUUCUUUGAGAUAAAUGUUCCUUUUUUUUAGUCAUGCUCUUCAGCACCAGUCAGGCUGAGUCUUCCUCUGUGAGGGAAAGAAAAGAACAUGAAGGUUUUCAUGUUUUCUGCCUAAUUAAAAAGAGGAAACCCUCUGAACUUUACAGUGGACAACCCUGAAACUUGGAGCGUCUUUCAGCAAACGUUUCCUAAAAUAGGAUUCCCAUUAAUCCGGA